This is a messenger RNA of Chenopodium quinoa (quinoa), 1987 nucleotides long. RefSeq names its product DNA-binding protein HEXBP-like. Gene Ontology annotation, molecular function: zinc ion binding; nucleic acid binding. Lineage: Eukaryota; Viridiplantae; Streptophyta; Magnoliopsida; Caryophyllales; Amaranthaceae. Bases 546 to 1679 code for a protein of 377 amino acids. The record is from RefSeq and is a predicted model, not a curated record. The transcript has 4 exons.
ACAGGUUAUAAUCUCCAGCUAUGGGGCCCAUCAGUUAGAACGUCCAUCCUAAAAUUAUGAAGAUUCUAGUCAGAGAACUUGAUAAGGUAGUGCUAUUCAAACUUUUUAUGUAUUUGUAGUUUUUUUUUUUUUAUUUUUUUUUAUAAAAAAGUUUUAAAUAGUAGUUCUUCUCAAAACUAGUUAUUUAUAUGAUAAUUCUUUGCAAAAUUUCCUUAAUUGAAUGAGCAAAUAACCCCAGAUGUACAGUUCACUCGGGUUUACAUAAUAGGUUCUUUGAUCGCACAGAAAACGUGCGGUUAAGAUUAAUCUAAUUUGCUCCGUAAAUUAUUAGAUUAAUGUUUUAAAAUUGUAUAAAGAUGUUUUCAAAAAAAAAAAAAAAAUUGUAUUAAGAUUAAAACGCGGGUAAAUGAAUUGCAAACGACUACACUAAUCACAUUCAGUUUUUGAUAAUCACGAUUCACGUCCAUUAAAAAGGCGGGAAAAAGAAGAAGAGAGAGAAAGUAUCGUGUUCUUCGCCUUCUUCAAGGUUUCAACCAAGAACAACAAUGGCGAACUCCAGAACUCCGAUAAUCCAAAUCCCAGAAGAAGAAGAAGACAUAGAAUUCCUAUGUCAACUGGAUGCAGCGGAAGCUCAAGCCCUCUUACUCUCCUCCUACUCCAAACGCCGCCGCAUCGCCGUCGAUACAACACCGAAAUCGGAAAAUCCGAAACCAUUAUUCGGUGAAGUAAUCGAAGAAGAAGGAGCUUACACUGCUGCUCUCAAAGGAAGCAAGAGUCUCACAUGGCAGAAACACCAGCAGAUUAGCCGAGCCACUCAGUCGACUGUUACAACCACCGUAGGCGGCGGCGGAGGUGGCGUAGGCGGCGGAGGAGGCGGAGGUGGUGGUGCUUGUUUCAAGUGUGGAGUGGAAGGUCACUGGGCUAGGGAUUGUCCUCAAACGACGUCGUUUGGGGUGAAUUAUGGGUCGGUUGCUCCGUCGUCAAUGGCGGUGGUGGGGGUUGAGAAGGCGUGUCCUUGUGGGAUGGGGAGUUGCUUGGUUCUUACUGCUAAUACGGAGCGUAAUCGCGGUCGGAAGUUCUUUCGUUGCCCUAAUCGUCAGGAGAAUGGUGGCUGUGGGUUUUUUGAGUGGUGUGAUGAAACAUCUGAAAAAAUUGCUUCUCCUGAAGCAGAUAAGGCUUGGAAGAAUGGAGGGCAGCAGCAAUUCUACCAGCGCCCUACUAACCAGCCGAACCAGGCAGCUUCUGGGUUUACAAGAUCAUGGAACGACUUUGAUAGAGGAACUGCUCCAAACACCAGCUAUGGUCAGAAGUUCGAAGCCACCGACAACAAAAGCUAUGGCGUGAAAAGUGGUUCGUCCUGCUUUAAAUGUGGCCAGGAAGGGCACUGGGCAAAAGAUUGCCCUACUACUACAUCCAACGUAGCUGCUGGUGCAAUAGAAAACCAGAAGUUCGAAGCCACUGACAACAGAAGCUAUGGCAUGAAAAGUGGUUCGUCCUGCUUUAAAUGCAGCCAGGAAGGGCACUGGGCAAAAGAUUGCCCUACAACUACAUCAAAUGUGGCUGCUGGUGCGAUAGGAAACCAAUCAUCUGGUACUUGUUACAAGUGUGGCCAGGCUGGACAUUGGGCAAGAGAUUGCUCCCAGUCCCAGGGCCAGUCUACUAAGCUCCACAGUUGGUGAAAUCUUGUUAUGUGUCAAACCUUUUUUUGUUCUCCCUUACCAACAUCUGUUUCUGGUUGUUUCGAUUGUGUAUAAGGCUUGUUAUGGUGUUUGUCACUUUGUUGCCAAUGCUGAUAUACAUGCGACUAUUUUACUACUGGGACUGGUGUUGUAAACUCAUGCAUGUGAAUUGUGAUGCCUACCUUAAGCAGUUUAUAUUUCUUACAGCAGUGAUGAAUUAGCUAUGAAAUCUUCGCCACUCAUUCAUGCUCGGAUAGCAUAAUGGAAGUAAAAUUCAGUCUCUGUCUUUAACAAAAGCAAAGCAUACU